GUGGGUGGUGGUCAUCAAUGGCCAUCUUCACGUUCUACUUUGGAUAUGGACAGGUUUAUAUUGGUGUUCGCGAGGGAAUAAAUAAAAUUAUCUCAGUGUCAGUGAAUAUUGAAUCUAAAGGUGAAUGAUAGAGUGAAUUUGUGAUUAUGGCUAAGCUACAUAACAUCUUGGUACUUCUCUGUAAUGUACUGCUAUGUAUGUGUCAAGAUUAUGGUAUAGACGAUAGUACAGCUCAAGAACAAGAUGAAGGUCAUCCAAGCUAUUCAUUUGGAUAUGGAGUCUCUGAUAUACGAACUGGAGACGUAAAAACUGUAUGGGAAGAGAAGGAAGGUGACACUGUUAAAGGUCACUACAGUGUGAUAGAACCGGAUGGUUCUAUGAGAACUGUAGAAUACUCAGCUGGACCAAAUACAGGAUUUACAGCAAUAGUAAAUAAUAACGGCAACCAAAACGAAGCACAAGAUGAACAAGUGCCACACUCAGAGUUCAUGGAAGACAAAGCACUAAGAGAUUACGAUCGGUAUUAUGAUUUUUCCGAGGAAGCAGAUCCAGAAUCAUCUUACAAAACAAGUGACAGGAAAAGGAAAAGACAUCCGUAUGAAUCACUUUUUAAAGAUUACUCAUUUGUUAAGCGACCAAAAUAUCCUUCUGACUUAGAGCCAAGCGAAUACACUCAUAGUAUAGAUAUCAAACAUCCUCAUGACGAUAGUUUCGAUGCUCCUGCGCAUAGCCAUAUAGGAUAUCAUUACGAUCCAAAUUGCAGAAAGAAGCAUAAGCCAGUAUCUAAUUACUAUGGUAAUAUCGCAGACACAGAUUUUAGGAAGCAAAAAUAUCCUUCUCUUACUGACUCUAGAUAUGAACAUGAUAAAUAUAAAACCGAAGCGUCAUCAAUAGAAGCAGAAAAAUACGUAAACAGUUACAAACAAGAUGGUUUUAAGCCACUUAAGCCUGAGGAUUACAAUGAACCACCGCCUAAGUAUGGAUAUUCCAGUGUGCGCGAUGUACCUCCACCAGAAAGUAGUUAUUCAGACUACAUUCCUCCCCGCCCAAAGAAGAAGUACAAGCCAUACAAACAUCCAGAACCUUUUGAUCCAGAAAAUCUAGACGAUUAUGUUUUGGUACCCAAGAGGAAACUCAAAAAACCACAAAGAGUCGUAGAUGAUUAUCCACCAGAAUCAGAUGAAGAUUUUGAUCAUAGGGCACCUUAUUCUUCCUAUGAUGAUGAUUUUGAAGACGACCGAUACCAAAAACCGCCUCGAGGACCAACUGGCACCCAAAAAGAAGUAGUUAAGAAAGUAGUGAAAAAGAAGCCAAUUAUAAAUAUUUUAGAUAUAUUUGAUAUUUAGAACAAUGGAUACAAAUUAGAAUAAGUGUUUGUUGACUUGUUAAUAACUGCGUGCGUGAAUGGUUGAGAGAUUGUCAUAUUAUUUAAUACAGUGACGACUUCAUCUUAAACCUUUCGUUUUCAAUAUUUAUAUGUAUUAGUAAAUAGUUUUAACAUAAUUUCAACGUAUCCUUAGUAGUUCAUUAGUUUAAAGUGUACAGAUAUUUCUAGAUAAUAUAAUAAAAAAUUACUUAUUGG
Zerene cesonia (dogface butterfly) is the source of this 1582-nucleotide messenger RNA. RefSeq lists its product as uncharacterized. Bases 147 to 1346 code for a protein of 399 amino acids. The transcript has 4 exons. The record is from RefSeq and is a predicted model, not a curated record. Gene Ontology annotation, cellular component: extracellular matrix. Lineage: Eukaryota; Metazoa; Arthropoda; Insecta; Lepidoptera; Pieridae.